CGAAAGUCCAAGCAGAAAACUUCUCUUCCAAUCCCUUCAGGAUUUUGGGCGAAAAUAGUAGUGGUGUCCUUCACAGGUAUCUUGGCAUGGGCUUAUCUAGCAACCCAGCCUCCUCCAUCGAAGCUUUGUGGUUCUCCAGAUGGGCCUCCUAUCACAGCUCCAAGAAUUAAAUUAAGUGAUGGAAGACACUUGGCUUACAAGGAAUUUGGUGUACCUAAAGAUCAAGCAGCAUAUAAGAUAGUCUAUGUGCAUGGAUUUGAUUCUUGCAGGCAUGAUGCCGUCAUUGCCACCAACCUAUCUCCUGAUGUUGUUGAGAGUUUGCAAGUGUAUAUCGUUUCCUUUGACAGGCCAGGCUAUGGAGAAAGUGACCCUAACCCAAAGAUUACAGAGAAGAGUUUGGCUUUUGAUAUAGAAGAGCUUGCUGAUAAGUUGGGACUUGGUUCAAAAUUUUAUGUUGCUGGAUUUUCCAUGGGCGGGCAGGUGGUUUGGACCUGUCUUAAGUACAUCCCUCACAGAUUGGCUGGAGCGGCGCUUAUAGCUCCCGCUGUAAACUACUGGUGGCCUAACCUCCCUGCAAAUUUAUCAAGGAAGGUCUACUCCGAACAACUUUUCUGGGAUCAAUGGGCUCUCCGAGUUGCUCAAUAUGCUCCUCCUUGGCUUGUCUACUGGUGGCACAGCCAAAAGUAUUUUCCUGCUUUCAGUAUUUCCGCUCACAGCCUGGAUGUUCUUUCUUCACAAGAUAAAGAGUUGCUGCCUAAAAUUCAUCCCCCAAGAAAGGACUACAUGGCACAGGUGAGACAACAAGGAGAGUUCGAGUCCAUCCACCGUGACUUGAUGGUUGGAUUUGGGAGCUGGGAGUUUGAUCCAAUGGAUGUGAAGAACCCAUUGCUUAUCUCUGUUCACCUGUGGCAAGGAGAUGAGGACCUUCUUGUACCCGUUGCAUUGCAAAGAUAUAUCGCCCAGCAGCUUCCAUGGAUUCACUACCAUGAGCUUCAGGGUGCUGGUCAUAUGUUCCCUUAUGCAGAUGGAAUAGCUGAUAAAAUUGUGAAGAGUCUUUUAAUUGGGGUGAAGAGUGGUCUUUAGUCAAUUUUUUCUUACCAGAGUGGCCUUCAGUCAUUUACUACUAUAAAUAAUACUUGGUCAAUCCUUUGUAAUUUGAUCAAAGUUGAGUAAUAUGUGGAACAAUGGAACUAGAAUGUAAAAAUGUGUGAUUGAGUUUUAUGAAGAGUUGACUAGAAUGUGUCAUUAGAAUGUUUUUUUGGAAGAUGGGGGUUACAUUGAUAUCAC
Cuscuta europaea is the source of this 1287-nucleotide messenger RNA. NCBI's taxonomy places the organism in Eukaryota, Viridiplantae, Streptophyta, Magnoliopsida, Solanales, Convolvulaceae. The record is from the annotation of a GenBank genome assembly.